Molecule: messenger RNA, 1305 nt
Organism: Paramecium sonneborni
Lineage: Eukaryota; Ciliophora; Oligohymenophorea; Peniculida; Parameciidae
Source: the annotation of a GenBank genome assembly
GUUUGGUGGCUCUUUAGACCUUGAAUAUGUAUUUUCAAUCAAUGAAAAACGCUGCUGUCACUAAAAUGAAAGUUGAAUUAGGAGAAUAAACAGUUUAUGGGAUAGUAAAGGAAAAAGAAGAAGCAAAGCAAGAAUUUGAUGAAGGAGUCAAACAAGGAAAAACUAUGGCUUAUAGUGAGGAAGAUUUAAGAUUUUCAUAAAUAAAAAGACUCAAAAUAGGCUAGCUUGCUCCAAAUAAAUAAUUAAAAGUGAUUUUCGAAUAUAUUCAAUCUUUAGAAGUAUUUUUAAACAAAUUGAUCAAAAUUAUUAAAGCAACAGAGAGAAAAUUCCAGUUGGAUUUAAAAAGGUUUUAAAAUACUUAAAUGGCAUACUUAACCUCAGAGACUUUACAUUUCACUAUAAAUAAAAUAUUGAGAUAAUAUUAGAUACUGGAUCAUCUAUUACUUAUUGGAAAUCUCCAACUCAUAGUUUAUAUAUCAAGUUAAAUAACAGGAAAACUGUAAUAAAUUAUUUCUUAAACUAGAAGAUAUAAUUAAUUUCUUUUCAAUUUUCUUUUUUUAUAAUCAAGUUUGGAAUGUUUUAAGAAUUUAUCCGUAUUUAUCUUUAUCACUGAAAAUUAUAAUCCAUAUAGAAAUUUACAUUACUUUUUUCAUCUGAUGAUAUUAAUCUACCUAGAGCAAUAUUAAGCAUACAAACAAUGAUGCUUUAUUGAUUUAGAAAUAUUGUGCCACAUUAACUUUUAUUCCAUAAUUUAAUUAAAUAUCAUUAGACGAUCCCUAUAAAUACAUUGAAAGUAUAACCUUACCAUAGAAAUAAGUCAUUAAUAGAGGGAACUAUUUAUUCAUUAUUGAUAGAAGUGGAUCAAUGGAUGGAUCUAAAAUUGAAAAAGCAAAAAAAUCAUUAAUUCUAUUUCUAAAAAUUUUGCCUUAAAAUUCUUUAUUUAAUAACAUAUCAUUUGGUAAUAAUAAUACUGAUAGUAAAUAUCUCUCUCUUUGGAAUGAAUCAAUGUAAUAUGCCUAAGAUACUUUAUAAGAAGCUAUUUAACAUGUAGAAAAUAUGACAGCAGAUUUUGGAGGGACAAAUAUUUAUAAACCUUUCAAAGAAAAAAUAUACAAUAGCAGUUACAGAAAUUCAAAUAAUACCACAUUAAAUUUGUUUUUGUUAAAAGAUGGGAAAGAUGAUGCAGAUCCAAUAAUUUAAUUAGUUAAGGAUAACAAUCGAGCAGAAACGAGAAUCUAUACAUUAGGAAUAGGAGAAGGUUGAAGUUAUUAUUUAAUUAAAAGAGUUGCUGAAGUUGGUAAUGGG